CGGAAGGUGACGUGGACACGGAAGUGGUCGUCGUCGCGGCGGCACCGGUGGGAGCUGGGCGCUGGGCUCGGAGUGCGGCGGCGGCGCGGGCGUGCGGCGGCGGCGGCGGCGGCCUCGCAGCGGCAGCGAUAGCCCUGGUCGCCGGCGUGGUCCAUUAGGUGCGAAUCCUGUGAGUCCACGAGCGGCCUCGGCCCCUCUCUGCGGCCGGUCGGAACCCGGGAGCCCGGACCCGCUUGGCCGGCGUCAUCAUGACCAAGGCCGGUAGCAAGGGCGGGAACCUCCGCGACAAGCUGGACGGCAAUGAGCUGGACCUGAGCCUCAGCGACCUGAAUGAGGUCCCCGUCAAGGAGCUGGCUGCACUUCCAAAGGCCACCAUACUGGAUCUGUCUUGCAACAAACUGAGUACUCUACCGUCGGAUUUCUGUGGCCUCACGCACCUGGUGAAGCUGGACCUCAGUAAGAACAAGCUCCAGCAGCUGCCGGCAGACUUUGGCCGCCUGGUCAACCUCCAGCAUCUGGAUCUCCUCAACAACAGGCUGGUUACCCUGCCUGUCAGCUUUGCUCAGCUCAAGAACCUGAAGUGGCUGGACCUGAAGGACAAUCCCCUGGAUCCUGUCCUGGCCAAAGUGGCAGGCGAUUGCUUGGAUGAGAAGCAAUGUAAGCAGUGUGCAAACAAGGUGUUACAGCACAUGAAGGCCGUGCAGGCAGAUCAGGAACGAGAGCGGCAACGGCGACUGGAAGUGGAACGAGAGGCAGAGAAGAAACGUGAGGCCAAGCAGCAAGCUAAAGAAGCAAAGGAGCGGGAACUGAGGAAACGGGAGAAGGCGGAGGAGAAGGAGCGUCGGCGAAAGGAAUAUGAUGCCCUUAAAGCUUCCAAACGGGAACAGGAGAAGAAGCCCAAGAAGGAAACAAAUCAGGCCCCCAAAUCUAAGUCUGGCUCUCGCCCCCGCAAGCCACCACCCCGGAAACACACUCGCUCCUGGGCUGUGCUGAAGGUGUUGCUGCUGCUGCUGCUGCUGUGUGUGGCAGGUGGGCUGGUUGCAUGCCGGAUGACAGGGCUGCAGCAGCAGCCCCUUUGUACCAGUGUGAACACCCUCUACGACAAUGCUGUCCAGGGUCUGCGCCACCAUGAGAUUCUCCAGUGGGUUCUCCAGACCGACUCCCAGCAGUGAGCUUGUCCUCAGCACCGCUGCCUCCCAGCCUUGGAGCUUGGAUUCCUAUGGAAUUGGGUUCUGCUGGACACAACCUCUUUUUAGUGUCAGACCUACCUGCCAUCAUCAAAUGGCCGCCAAUUGGUACUUGAGAUCUCCCCUUUGUAGGACUUCUUUGUUCCUAGUCAGGGUUCCCUGGUGGAAUGAGGAGAAAUGGAGGUGGGGAGGAAGAGUUACCUGCAUGCCUAAAGGAAUAGGCUAGGGGUGGGGAGAGAAGACAUGGCCUUUUCGAGUUACCAUACAAAGCUGUGUAAAGGAAAGGUUUGUUUCUACUAAAUGGUCAGCUGUCACUACAUUUAUACUUUUGUAUGUCAUAAACCCUUUCAUUCCUUCCUGGGUAACCAGGAUAGAUCAGGAGGCAGUGUGUUUCUGGGGACUAGGGGAACAAACACCAUGCUUGGGUAAAUCCAGCUUAAACUGGGAGUAUGAAGUAAUAUAUUUCCUUAAAGACCUCAGGCAUUCGAGUAUUUUUGGCAACCAUACCAAAUCUUUGGCUGUGAAAACCUCAUGCCAUCACUCCAGGUAACACUUGCAGGCAGAGCAAGGGAGGCCUUCCAUGACCUGCCCUCAGUCCCCUAGCUAGUCAAGGCACAACCUGUGUUCACUCCAGUGUUCUUUUCCUUGAUGUCAUUUGGCUCCUUCAUAAUGCCAGAGAGAACAGAACUCACACCACAAUUGUCUCAGCUCAAGUAUAGUGUUUCACAGUAGAUGGAUCCAUCACUCACAGGUAGAUUCCAUGCCAUCAGGGUCUUGGGCAGCUCCUGUGGACUUCUGCCACACUGAAGUGGCUUCCACAAAAUGGCAGCAGGCCAGGCUCCUUACCUGCUUUAUAGCAUUAACUCUGUUUGCCAGAAAGUAUGGAGCUGGAUCUCUGCAAAGCUGCACUGUUACAGCUCCACUAGUAUUUGGUAUGCUGAAAUACCUCAAAGGCAAUCUGAAAAUUCAACUUCAAAGAAGCAGGUUUAGAGUAGAUUCUGAGAUGGAAAGAUUAGAAGCAGCUGGAGCUGAAGUGAAACAACUUACUGGGUGGAGCGGCAUAGUGAUGCAUACCCAAACACUAGCACAAGUGAGGGCAGCGCGUCCAUCGUGGCUGCUAUCACAGUCUCCUGCCUCCUUUCCCUCAUCUUUUCAUAACAGCUGGAUGAAGGGAUCAGAAAUGACGGUGUCUUGGUGCUCAUUCGCUAAAAACUCCCAAUGGCAAGCUCCUUGCCUCUCCCCCAUGGGAGCACAAGGACCUGUCACAGUUCAGAGUGUAGUCCUAGUGGCCCUUCCGGAAGGUCUGCUACUCACAACUGUCCCGACAUUGGAAGAAAGGACUGUGUUCUCUCCUCCCCAGAUAGCUCUGCCUUGUAGGUCCACAUCUUAAUCACUACACAUUCCUUUAGUCUUCCUCCAAGCUCCAGAGCUAUUGGUACAAAUGCUUUAUUGAAACUAAACACACAUUACAUA
Nannospalax galili (Upper Galilee mountains blind mole rat) is the source of this 2660-nucleotide messenger RNA. It is a transcript of the gene Lrrc59, whose product is annotated as leucine rich repeat containing 59. The coding region runs from base 249 to 1172 and encodes 307 amino acids. NCBI's taxonomy places the organism in Eukaryota, Metazoa, Chordata, Mammalia, Rodentia, Spalacidae. The transcript is spliced from 7 exons. Gene Ontology annotation, molecular function: protein binding. The record is from RefSeq and is a predicted model, not a curated record.